Miscanthus lutarioriparius is the source of this 1005-nucleotide messenger RNA. NCBI's taxonomy places the organism in Eukaryota, Viridiplantae, Streptophyta, Magnoliopsida, Poales, Poaceae. The record is from the annotation of a GenBank genome assembly.
AUGAAAAACGCUGAAACUAUUGUUUCCUCAUAUAUUCGAAAGAGACUAGCCCAACAGGUCCUACUGCUUAGCACAAAGAUACCUGACUUGAAGCUUCGUCAAUUCCAAACAGAAGUGAUCAAGCGCAUUCACCAGCGGCUCGCGGCCAGUCGGGGCGGCGGCGUCGGUUGGGUUGACUGCGGCGGCGGCCUGCCGCCGGCGAGGCUCCCCAGCAGCACGUAUAUAAUCAUACACACGACGGUGAUUGACGCCAUCAAGCAGAAGGUCGGCACCGACGCCUCCUGCGCCGACAUCGUCACCUUCGCGGCGCGCCACGUGGCCGACAUCCUCAGCGGCGGCAAGAUCUUCUGCACCCUCCCCGGCGGGGCACAUCGUCACCUCUCGUCCGCUGCGGCCGCGGACGCCAACCUCCCGCACCCCAACUUCGACUUCGACCAGCUCAGGGACAACUUCGACGCGACCAGCCGAGGCAGGAACUUCACCGUCGAGGAGCUCGUCGUCCUGUCCGGCGCGCACUCCAUCGUCGUCGCUCACCUCUCGUCCUACCAGGACCGCCUAGGGGGGCCCGACUCCACGCCCAUCGACUCCGACUACCAGGCGGCGCUUAACAAGACCACGCCUCUGGCGUUGCUCAAGAGUGGGCAGAACCCGACGGUGCCGAACAACGCUCGCGACGGGAGCGACGCGUUCCAGAAGGACGCUGCCUACGACCCCGUGGCCAUGGGGGUGAACCCGAAGAGGGGCGUCCUCGACAACAGCUACUACCACAACAACCUCGUCAACAAGGUGCUCUUCAAGUCCGACUGGGUGCUACGCACGGACGGCUUCGCCGCCAGCAAGCUGGAUGAGUACAAGAACAACCCGGCGGAGUGGAAUUCCGACUUCGCCGCCGCCAUGGCCAAGCUCAGCAGCCUGCCAGCCCAGGGAAACAAGUUGGAGAUCAGGAAGAACUGCAGGGUGUACGUUAUUAUCAAAGCAUAUGAUCUAUCUAUAUCUAUACAAUGA